AAAAUUAAAGUUUAUACCCCAAAAGAGUGAAAAGAGAAUCUAAGAGGGCAUAAGUCAAAAACUACUGAUCAGUCAAAAAACGCUCAACAAUGGCUGCUCCGUUACUCCUCAGAGGUCUACCACUUCUCCGGCUUCGCUUCUGCUAUCAGCGGCUGCCGAAUCCUAGCUUUGUUCUACUUUCUCCGAGGCUGUUUUCAGUUGCUUCCGAAUCGGCUCAGCCCUUCGACGACGCGGCGUCCGAUGGGGACCAGACCACCGCCGUGCUAAGCGCCAAAGACCCGCCCAAUUACCCGAGAUGGAGUGACCCGGACUAUCGAAAAUGGAAAGACCAGGAAACUCAGAUACUCAAAGAUAUCGAGCCCGUUAUUUUCCUGGCUAAGGAAAUUAUCCACUCCGAUAGGUAUAUGGAUGGAGAACGUUUGACAGCAGAAGAUGAGAAAAUAGUGGUAGACAAGCUUCUUGCUUAUCAUCCCCAUUCUGAAGAUAAAAUUGGAUGUGGCCUCGACUCAAUUAUGGUUGAUCGGCAUCCCCAGUUCAAACGAUCCAGGUGUCUCUUUGUCGUAAGAUUGGAUGGUGGAUGGAUAGACUUUUCCUAUCAGAAGUGUCUUAGACAGUACAUUCGAGAUAAGUACCCUUCUUAUGCCGAAAAAUUCAUAAAAGAACACUUCAAACGUGGUAGUUGAGUUUUAUUUCAAACAGCCUCUCCUCACAUAAAUACUAAAGUUGGAAGUUGUUGGCCUGUAAGAGCCCUAUGGUGGGUCUUUCUCAAUGAAGGAACAAGAAAAUGACAGGAUCUUAUGAAUGCUUGGUGUGCGACUAAAGGUGUUUAUGGAUUAAAUGACCAACAAAUGACUCUCUGAUACUUUUAGUCAAUGUGGUAGAUAUUAGUUGACCAGAGCAAUUCAAGUUUUAUUUGGUGGGAGAAUAAAGCUGAUGGAAAUUUAAAAAAAAAAAGUACACUUCCAUAGUAAUUAGAUGGCUCUGCUUGUAAUGUUGACUAUCACUCUUUUUUGGUGAAUCACUGUCUCUAUCUUCUUUAAUUUCUGAAGGCACAUUACCUGGCAUA
Molecule: messenger RNA, 1066 nt
Organism: Solanum pennellii
Lineage: Eukaryota; Viridiplantae; Streptophyta; Magnoliopsida; Solanales; Solanaceae
Product: protein DCL homolog, chloroplastic
Exons: 3
Coding region: 90-683 (197 amino acids)
Biological process (GO): chloroplast organization; chloroplast rRNA processing
Cellular component (GO): chloroplast
Source: RefSeq, a predicted model, not a curated record